Messenger RNA from Scatophagus argus, 5243 nucleotides. RefSeq names its product potassium voltage-gated channel subfamily KQT member 2-like. Lineage: Eukaryota; Metazoa; Chordata; Actinopteri; Scatophagidae. Gene Ontology annotation, cellular component: membrane. Gene Ontology annotation, biological process: transmembrane transport; potassium ion transport. Bases 913 to 3561 code for a protein of 882 amino acids. The record is from RefSeq and is a predicted model, not a curated record. Gene Ontology annotation, molecular function: voltage-gated potassium channel activity. The transcript has 16 exons.
CGCACACCACAUCAGCAACCUGACUUUAAGUGCUACUGGGACCUGGGAUUGAAGUGUUUUCUUUGACUUUCACUCUUUUUACUCAUAAUGUUGCCUUAAGGUCACUGCACAGGAGCUCUCUGAUCACAGCCUGAUCCCUGGCUAACCUGAUGCUGAUGCCACGGGGAAACUGGAUCCACUCAGAGCAGGCUGCUAUACAUUAUGGAGUUGUUUAUGUAGCAUGUUAAUAUUCAUUGUUUGAAUGCCCAGUUAAAUGAGGCCUGAGAUGUCCUAGUGAUAUUGACACAUACCUUCAGACUUUGUAUGUGUCCGUGAUGAUUGCUCAGUAAAAGAAUGCAAACUUGAAACACACAGCUGGGCAUACUUGUAGCUGUCCAUUACCCUGACUGAAGAAACCAGCUUGUAUGAAUAUUCUAUGAACCAAUGAAGUCUUCAUUGCAGCCUCUUUACUGGACUUGAGUGGAGGGGAUGGGAGGUCAUUUAGGGACAGAAUCACAUUAAAACACAUUAAUGAUCCUCUCCUCCUGAUCAACAACUUGGAAUUGUUUUGCGCUCAGAACGGGAGCAACCAGAUGUUACAAUGCUGGUAGUAUGUUCAGGUCGUCAGUUUAACUUUGCACUGUUAGUCGUUGCUUCGCUAUUAAAUGAUUGCCAGACAGCCUCUUGAUGGCCAACGCGAUUAGACUGGAGUGAAAAUUAUGAGCGUUUCUCUCCUCGCCCUGUCUGUCAAAUGGCCGGAAGGGGCUAACAUAAAAGCAUACACCGUGCAGUUUCGUGCGAUUAUUGCAAUUGGUUUUCCAGAGGGACCGACACCGACGGCAUUCACCACCAGCACACACCCCUCAGCACCGGUGAUGCAUCCCCGCGGCAAGGGCACGGACAACUCCUCUUUAGAGUCGUCUCGACUUUAGAAUGGUGCAGAAAUCUCUCAACGGCGGGGUCUACCCAACUCAAGCCGGAGAGAAGAAGCACAAAGUCGGGUUCGUUGGACUGGACCCCGGGGCUCCUGAAUCCAACAGGGAUGGGGCGCUGCUCAUUGCGGGUUCGGAAAGCACCAAGCGGAGCAGCAUCCUCUGCAGACCGAGGUCCAGCAUCUCCGCCGGGAGACCCAGACAGUCGAAGAAAAAUGCCAGCUAUCGGAAACUACAGAAUUUCCUGUACAAUGCGCUGGAAAGACCGCGGGGAUGGGCGUUCAUCUAUCACGCUUACGUCUUCCUUUUGGUCUUCUCCUGUCUCAUACUUUCUGUCUUCGCCACCAUCAAAGAGUUCAAAAAUAGCUCAGAGAGUGCCUUGUACAUCCUGGAAAUUGUGACCAUUGUAGUGUUUGGAGUGGAGUACAUAGUAAGGAUAUGGGCUGCUGGCUGCUGCUGUCGAUACCGAGGAUGGAGAGGGAGGCUAAAAUUUGCCAGAAAGCCUUUCUGUGUCAUAGACAUUAUGGUGCUGAUUGCCUCAGUAUCUGUACUGGCAGCUGGAUCUCAGGGCAAUGUUUUCGCCACAUCUGCCAUCAGGAGUCUGAGAUUCCUGCAGAUCCUGCGCAUGCUGCGUAUGGACCGCCGUGGAGGCACCUGGAAGCUACUCGGAUCUGUAGUUUAUGCCCACAGCAAGGAGCUCAUCACAGCGUGGUACAUAGGCUUUCUUUGUCUCAUCCUGGCUUCCUUCCUGGUAUACUCUGUGGAAAAGGAGUCCAAUGAUGAGUUCGAGACUUAUGCUGAUGCUCUUUGGUGGGGACUGAUCACUCUGACCACCAUCGGUUACGGUGAUAAGGUUCCCAAAACCUGGAAUGGACGCUUGCUGGCAGCCACAUUCAGCAUGAUCGGGGUGGCCUUCUUUGCACUUCCUGCUGGCAUCCUGGGUUCCGGAUUUGCUCUCAAAGUCCAAGAGCAACACAGGCAGAAACAUUUUGAAAAGAGACGUAACCCUGCAGCAGGCCUCAUCCAGGGUGCUUGGAGGUUUUAUGCUACCAACCUUUCCCGUACGGACCUGCUGUGCACUUGGGAUUUUUAUGAGCAGACUGCAGCCGUUCCAAUGUACAGACUUAUCCCACCUCUGAAUCAGCUGGAUCUGCUGAGGAAUCUGAAGGGCAAGUCAUUCAGGAAGGAGUCUCAAACAGAAACCUCUCCCAGUAAUGAAAAUGCACACAAAGACAGACUUUGCGGUUGCUGUCCGAGAACUAUUAGUCGGAAGGCCAGCCUGAAGGACAAGGUAUUCCCCAGUCCUUCAAAGGCUCCUGUGGCUAAAGGGAAGGCACAGUCUCCCGGGGCAGAAGAUGGGGCUGAGGCGAGUCCCAGCAAGGUCACCAAGAGCUGGAGCUUCACUGAGAAGAAUCGAGGGCCAAAACAGGCCUUCAGAGUCCGAGGGAGCACCUCACGGCAAAACUCUGAGGAGGCGAGCCUCCCAGGAGAGGAAAUUGGUGAUGAUAAGAGCUGCCACUGUGAGUUUCUCACUCAAGACUUGCCAUCAGGCUUGAAGGUUACAAUAAGGGCAAUCUGCAUCAUGAAGUUUCUGGUGUCAAAGAGGAGGUUCAAGGAAAGCUUGCGACCGUACGACGUCAUGGAUGUGAUCGAGCAGUACUCUGCUGGUCACCUGGACAUGUUGUCUCGCAUUAAGAACCUGCAGUCCAGAGUUGACCAAAUAGUUGGUAAAGGUCCAAAAGCUGAAGGAGAGGCUGCGGAGGACCAGAGCAUGAUGGGACGUCUUGUCAAAGUGGAGAAGCAGGUGCACUGUAUGGACAGAAAACUCGAUUUCCUGGUCAAUGUUUACGUGCAGCGUAUGGGCAUCCCUCGUUCGGAAACAGAGGCCUUUUUCAACUCAAAAGAGCCUUAUCCAGCCCCGCCUUACCACAGCCCGGAGGAGAGCAAGGUGGAGAAGGAAGAUAAAGAGGAAGUGAAGGAGGAAAAGGAGGUGAAGACAUGCUCAGCUGUAGACGUCCCAUGCUCUGAUGGGUCGUUGGAAAGGAAAGAUCCUUUAUUGGGUCGGUCCGUGGCAAGAUCAGUGAGCACUCCCUCUGGCAGCCACAGCCGCCCCUCUACCUCCUGGCAGCACCAGCUGCAGCACCCUCUCAGCCAGCCUGCCUGGAACAGCAGCGUGGCCAACACCCCCUCACCAGUCGGAGGCAGCGGCGAUCAUUCGCCCACGCUGUUUCGCCUUCCACCUCCUCCUGCUCCGGCGCACGACCGAUCCUCUUGCAGCGGCAGAGAGAGCAGCACCCAGGGCAGGAGGCGCCACAGGAGGCAGAGGUGUCAGCAGGAUGCCACCGCUGUGGAGAGCGACACAUCUCUAUCCAUCCCGUCUGUUGACCAUGAGGAGCUGGAGCGUUCCUUCAGUGGCUUCAGCAUCUCCCAGGCCAAGGAGGACUUCUUUGGGCCUUCUUUCUUUACAGGCUCAGGAGGGGGAGCUGGAACAGGGACUGAAGCCGCAGCUGGACCCUCACUCUGUCCCAGGGUCAGACCCUUCAUAGCAGAGGGUGAAUCAGACACAGACUCUGACCUCUAUGCGCCCUCACCUUUGUCGUUCACUGGAGAGGUCUCAUGUGGUGAGAGGGCAUGGCCAGGACUGAAGUAGGUCAGGAGGAGACCAGUCAACAGAAGACCAGUCGUGAGAUCUUGUAGCCAACUGACUGACUGUUGUUGCUAUUACAGACUAUUUGAUGUUAGGUGAAUGGUUUCAUUUUGCUGUUUAUUACUGAAGAUGGUAGAAAUAUAAAAACAAAUGGGUUUAUCAACAUUUUUUGUGAUGUAACACAAGCCAAGCUUAAUUAUAAGUGAAUUGUAUUCAUCAAGGUUUUUAUUUCAACAGAGAAAUAGCAGGUUUAGGAGCAUUUCUUUAAAUCAGUUGGGGACAUUCCUGUCAUAUUUAUUAGUGAUGAAAGGUACAUGAGAGUAUAAAUGUAUGAGAGACACUUAAUUUUUCAUCAAACUUAUACUUUCACAUUGAUUUGUACAAAACAUGCAAAAGAAAAUCACCUUGAUUUCUUGAUUUGAAUAGUGAAUUUUUAGUACUUACUCAGUUACGCCAAUCACUUUAACUUUUAAAACACCAUGGGAGUUAAUAACGCAAGGUUGUUUUAUCACAUGGUUAGCAUAGUAUCUUGAUAACUUCUAUACCUUUGAAUGACUUGAGGUGUUAUGAUGCCAAAACCUUCGCUGUAUGAUAAUCAAUUAGUCAAUCUCGCAGAGUGAAAAAAUGUGCUUGCUUUUCAAAAUCAUUAAUUCAGCUUGGUGUUUACUGAAUACUACAGAUGAACUGCCCUCAAAGUAUUGCAGACAACUCCCUCAUCAACAGACCAGUGACCCUGCAGCAUGGCAUGUUAAAUGGUUGAGUUCAGGACUGUGUUGAGCAGGCUGCAAAAUGAGACGACGGCUGUGAAAAGUCAGCAGAAAAAUUGUGUUUUUCUAAUAUACAAACAGUGAAAGGAGUGAAUAAAACAUGAAAAUGUGCAUGCAUGAAUGGUUUCAAGCCACCACGCAUUUUUUAUGGGGCUUUGCUUGAAUUCAAUCAUGUGAUAUAGCCUGAGCUUGCUAAUUUGAGUAGCUCUUCUGUUUUGGGCAAAUAUGUCCCCAAACUGUGUACACAUGAAAUGAAAAGGCAGAUGUGUAGUAUCACAUAUCAAAACUAUAUGGGCUCAAAUGAACAUUAACUGAUACAUUUUCUAUUGUUGCCACACUCCGUGUAUUGUUGAAGCUCAGACGUGAUGUUAGCCUGCAGUGAAUUGGUCAGACAUUUAGACUCUCUGCUGCUAUAUCAGAUCUGCACUAAAUAAAGAAAUGCAAUAAAAAGCAAGCAAGGCAAUCAAGAACCACCCUUUACCAACAUUAACAUGGCAUUGUGUUCCACACAGAUCCCAUUGUUUUGUAAGUAAACAAAUUCAUAACAUCAUUAUAAACAUUUCAUCAAUGUAGUGCGAGUACAUUUUCCAAGUGUUUCGUAAUAGGUUCUGUGGUUUGAGAGCAGUUGUUCCAUGUUACAGAUUUAGUCAGUGAUUAUGUUAAAAGCAUGGGAUUCAUUGGGACAUCUGAAGCAUGAACAGUUCUUCAUAGAAAAUCAACUUCAGCAUUUUAGUAUUAACAAAGAAACACGAUGAGAUAGGAAAUAUCAUUUAGUAGAAAACAUUUACGCAAGGUACAUCAUCCACAUUUUUCAGAAAAGAAGAAACAAACCUGCUGGCAUGUUUUCUACGACCCAAAGACAGGACCUGUAGGGUUUUACAUGAUACACUAGCUCUUAGUUUAACACCACCGUGUAAC